This is a messenger RNA of Phascolarctos cinereus (koala), 2091 nucleotides long. It is a transcript of the gene ST6GALNAC4, whose product is annotated as ST6 N-acetylgalactosaminide alpha-2,6-sialyltransferase 4. Gene Ontology annotation, molecular function: alpha-N-acetylgalactosaminide alpha-2,6-sialyltransferase activity. NCBI's taxonomy places the organism in Eukaryota, Metazoa, Chordata, Mammalia, Diprotodontia, Phascolarctidae. Gene Ontology annotation, biological process: ganglioside biosynthetic process; oligosaccharide metabolic process. The record is from RefSeq and is a predicted model, not a curated record.
GCCUGGGCCCGCCGGGCGGGUGACCUCACGAUUAUUCAGUGAGCUGAGAGAUGUUUACGGCCCAGAGGAGGAAAGAGAGACCCGGAGAGGCCGAUUGUCUCCGUGGAGAAGGAAGAACUGCAGCCGCUAAGAGGUUAAAGAAUGAAGACGGCGGGCCGACUGUUUUCUAUCCCACUGUGCCUCUUGGUCCUCAUCAUCCUCUAUGUCCUUGUCUGCAAUCAUCUGUGUACACAGCUGUGUUGGAAGGCGUGCCUAGCCUCAGGGCAACGUCGUGAGAGCCUCUGGCCCACAGUACCUGGCCCCCUGAACUUUCAGGGUUACAGCAGUGUGCCUGAUGGCAAGCCUCUGGUCCACAGGCUUUGUCGCCGCUGUGCCCUGGUAUCUAGCUCCGGUCAGAUGCUUGGCUCCCGCUGGGGACCAGAGAUUGAUGAGACAGAGUGUGUGCUGCGUAUGAACCAGGCACCCACGGCAGGCUACGAGGCAGAUGUGGGCCACCGAAGUACCUUACGCAUGGUGUCCCACACCAGCGUCCCCCUGUUGCUGCGCAACCAAUCAUACUUCUUCCAGCAAGCGAGGGACACUGUGUAUGUGGUCUGGGGUCCUGGGAAGCGCAUGAACCGUGACCAGGGAGGUUCCACCUACCGAACCCUGCUGAAGGUCAAGGAGAUGUACCCUGGGGUGCAACUCUACACCCUCACUGACCACAUGAUGGCCUACUGUGAUGAGGUCUUCCAGAAUGAGACCGGCAAAAACCGGAUGAAGUCAGGCUCCUUCCUGAGCACAGGGUGGUUCACCAUGAUCCUGGCCAUGGAGCUGUGUGAGCAGAUUGUAGUCUAUGGCAUGGUCAGCGACAGCUACUGCAGAGAAAAGAGCCCCCCCUCUGUGCCUUACCACUACUUUGAGAAGGGCAAGUUGGAUGAGUGCCACACUUACCUGGUCCAUGAGAAGGCACCACGGGGUGCCCAUCGAUUCAUCACUGAGAAGGCUAUUUUCUCUCGCUGGGCCAAAAAGAAGUCUAUCAUCUUUACACACCCCUCCUGGCAGAGUGAGUAGGUCCUCUGAAGAACUGAAUCUUCCUAGAUCCAGACAGCGGACCCAGGACUGGGACAUCUUGUUGCCCAUUUCAGAUCAUGGCAGAGCCUGGUGUCCUGGGCUGCACUACUGCCCAAGGGAAUAUAAGGCUCUUGUACUCCAUGGGGUAGAUGGACAGGCAUGUUUCUGAUGUAUGACAUCCCUCUAGCCUCUGAACCAAACUGGGAGGAAGAAGGAGUGCUUCCCCCCUCACCACUUCCACAGUGAUUAUUUUUUUUUCCUGUUUUUAAGGAAACCUACCUUGAACUUUUGGAAGUUGGGCAUUUACUUGAAUUUGGAAUCCACUGGGAUUCCAAGGGGACUUGUGGACACUACUGGAGUCCAGAGGAGGCCAGUGGUUUGGUGUGCCAGGGCCUAGUUAGGACUCUCCCUGUUAUCUCCCAGCAUACCAGAGGUCCUGGGGGCAGGGAAUUGAACUUCUGAGAUGGGGUGGGAGCUAUUGACUUGAGUGAGCUAGCAUUCUGUAGCAGGAGGAGCUGGCAGGGGUGGGGCUGGGAUGCCAGAGUCCCCUCUCCUCUCUGGCUUCCUCUCCCAUUUCCAUCCUCCUUCAUCAAGAGGUACAUCAGGAAACCUUAGUGUGACCUUGAAUCUGGGUCAGACAUAGGUCAAAAUGGGCACUUUUUUGGUGUGUCCCUUCACCAGCAUAGUGGGAUUUGACUCCGACCAGUAGAGAACUCAAGGUUACCUUCUCUGGGAAACCUGCUCUGGUGUGCCCCCCACCCCCAUCUCCUCAGCAACUAUUUCAUGUCCCCUCCUUGUCCUGGAAAGUAGAGAAUUAGCAUUAGCCCCGAUAACUUUCCUUGGCAGGCAGGUCAGAUAGGCAGCUGGAAGGUCCAAAAGAGCAGGGGACAGGCUGUUGGGAAUGCUCGUUGACUCUCAUUGGCCAAAACUCUGUAGGAGGCAAGACAGGCAGCUUUUAAAACUUCUCUCCUUCCCCUCCCCAGAGUCAUAAGAUCAUAGGAUUUAGAGCUGGAAGGAACUUAGAUUUUCUAGGGCAAC